CCUUCCUCUCUCCGCUCUCUCUUUCCCCAACCUCCCUCCCUCUCCUCUUCUCUUCUCCCUCCAAAAAUCCCACUCGCUUCCCGCGAUCGGAACGCCGCAGCCACCACCAGAGCACUCGCGCCGCUGCCAUUAUCCUCCUCCUCAUCAUCAUCUUGUUCUGUCAUCUAUGCAGUCUGGUUAUCCCGAGCUCAGUUCGUUUCUUGGCGGUGUGGUGUGUUGGUUCGUCGUCGGUGCAGCAGCUGCGGUUGCGGUUUCGUUUUCCUCGCGGUUCAUCGGCGACGUCUGAUCCGUCGUGAGAGUGAGCGGCUCCCCCCUCUUGUCGCAUCUCUCUCGCUCUGCUGCUAGCUGCUUCUUGAUCAGUUUCUUAUCGUCCCUGUGACUUUUUUUUGUGAGGAGAGUGAGGGGGUUCGUGAGAUCCAGUCCACGGAGAGAAAUCGCAUGGUUUCGUGGUAAUCCUCCCCCAAUCCGGCCGAGCAAUCGGUUUGGUGGUUCUUCCUGAUCCGAAAGAUCCAUUUUUUGGGAGGAAAAGGUCGGAGCUUGUUCUCUUCCGAGGGGGUGCUCGGGCUCGCCGGAGAUGGCGCUGCCGUACGCUGCCUCGCCGUACGUGCUGUCCCUCCUGCUGCUGCUCUCCAUCCCGGCGGUGUUCCUCCUCGCGCCCCGCCUCCUCCCGCCCAAGACGCUGCCGGCCAUCCCCGACGCCGACGAGACCGACGACCUGGCGCUCUUCCGCCGCGCCGUGCUCCUCUCGUCCGCCCCCUCCAAGGACUCCUCCGCCGGCGCCGGCUCCAGCUCGCUCUUCGGCCGCCGGCCUCCCCCCAAGGUGGCGUUCCUCUUCCUCACCAACUCCGACCUCGUGUUCUCCCCUCUCUGGGAGAAGUACUUCGCCGGCCACCACCACCUCCUCAACCUCUACGUCCACGCCGACCCGAACGCCGCCGCGUUCACCGCCCCGGACACCCCGUCCUUCCGCGGCCACGUCAUCCGCGGCAGCAAGGCCACCCAGCGCGCCUCCGCCACGCUCAUCUCCGCCGCCCGCCGCCUGCUCGCCACCGCCCUCCUCGACGACCCCUCCAACCACUUCUUCGCGCUGCUCUCCCAGUCCUGCAUCCCCCUCCACCCCUUCCCGACCUUCUACCGCGCCCUCGUCUCCGACAAUGGCGGCCCGCGCCGCCGCCACCGCAGCUUCAUCGAGAUCCUCGACAACGAGCCGACGCUCCACGACCGGUACUACGCCCGCGGCGACGACGUGAUGCUCCCCGAGGUGCCCUACGACAGCUUCCGCGUCGGCUCCCAGUUCUUCGUGCUCGUCCGCCGCCACGCCGUCAUGGUGGUGAGGGACAGGAGGCUGUGGAACAAGUUCAAGCUGCCGUGCUUGACGAAGAGGAAGGAUUCUUGCUACCCGGAGGAGCACUACUUCCCGACGCUGCUCGACAUGCAGGAUCCCCAAGGAUGCACCAAAUUCACACUCACCAGGGUCAAUUGGACGGACUCCGUCGACGGCCACCCGCACACCUACCAGCCCGAGGAGGUCUCCGGUGAGCUCAUCAGGGAUCUCAGGAAGUCCAAUGCCACGCACUCGUACAUGUUUGCGCGCAAAUUCGCGCCCGGGUGCCUCAAGCCACUGAUGGAGAUCGCCGAGUCCGUCAUCCUGCGAGACUAGAUUUCACAGGGCGUGUAUUUGCAGAGAUGAAUGCAAUGAGGGCUGAGAUGUGAUGAAGAAGCAUAAGCUGAUCCAUCCAUCCAUUCCCUUGCAGAUUCUCCAGAGAGUAGAAACCAGGACCAACCAAGCCUUGGUUUACUUUGUUUCCUUCAACUGCACUCGUCAAAAAGAUGGUGCUGCUCGAGAGAGCACGAUGGUGGUGUUGGUGGCAAAAGGGCCCCAGCUGCCUCCUAUGUGAGUUUUUUUCUGUAUCUUUUGUCUUCCUUUCGAAUUUGAGCUGAGUGGUGGCACAAUGAGGAGGGACAAGUUGUUGGCACGUAAUUAGGGUAGUUGUUAGCAUGAUCAUCCUAUGUAUUACAUGGAGGCAAUCUGUCGAUACAUGCAGUGAUGGUUUGUAGUGUAUGUUCAUAUUGCAUAUGUCAAUAUCACGCCCUUUUCGUUCGAAAUGUAUCAUUUGUAUCAUGUAAA
Oryza brachyantha (malo sina) is the source of this 2128-nucleotide messenger RNA. Its product is annotated as glycosyltransferase BC10-like. The record is from RefSeq and is a predicted model, not a curated record. NCBI's taxonomy places the organism in Eukaryota, Viridiplantae, Streptophyta, Magnoliopsida, Poales, Poaceae. Gene Ontology annotation, molecular function: glycosyltransferase activity. Gene Ontology annotation, cellular component: membrane. The coding region runs from base 575 to 1660 and encodes 361 amino acids. The transcript has 2 exons.